GGCGGGUCCAGCUCCGCCCCGUGGCAGGUUAAGAGCCUCCCCAGAGCCCGGAGCUUCGGACAGAUGGUGGCUCAUGGGCGGGCGAGCCGGUUUGGUUGGUUGUCAUGGCGAAGGCGCAGCUGGCCUGGGCCCUACGGGUGGCUGCAGGUGGGAGGCUGCGCGGGCCCCGAGGCACUGGGGGCGCCCGGAGGCUGAGCGGCAGCGCGCGGCGGCGGGCGGCCAGGAGCGCCAGCCCGGGGCGCUGGCUCAGCACGGCCUGGGCGCCGGCCCAGCCCUCCCGAGAGGAGACCGAGGGCGCCGAGGACGACGCCCAUUCGCCUGCAACGGAGGAGCCACCGUGGACACCGCCCCCCACGCCCCCCGAACCUCCCGGGCCCGCGGCCGGCCGCUCGCUGGUGCAACGGGACAUCCAGACUUUCCUGAACCAGUGCGGGGCCAGCCUGGGGGAGGCGCGCCACUGGCUCACGCAGUUCCAGACCUGCCACCCCUUCGCUAAGCCCUUCGCCGUCGUCGAGGUGGACGACGAGGUAAUCAAGUGCCGGCAGGCCGUACCCAGCCUGGCCUUCGCCCUGGCCUUCCUGCAACGCAUGGACAUGAAGCCGCUGGUGGUCCUGGGGCUGCCUGCUCCCACGGCGCCCUCAGGCUGUCUUUCCUUCUGGGAGGCCAAGGCACAGCUUUCCCAGAGCUGCAAGGUGCUGGUGGACGCACUGCGGCACAACGCCGCCACGGCCGUGCCUUUUUUUGGCGGCGGGUCGGUGCUGGGCGCCGCUGAGCCGGCCCCUCAUGCCAGUUAUGGUGGCGUAGUCUCCGUGGAGACGGACCUGCUACAGUGGUGCCUGGAGUCGGGCAGCAUCCCCAUCCUGUGCCCCAUCGGGGAGACAGCUGCGCGCCGCUCCGUGCUCCUCGACUCGCUGGAGGUGACCGCGGCGCUGGCCAAGGCGCUGCAGCCCACCAAAAUCAUCUUCCUCAAUAACACAGGGGGCCUGCGCGACAGCAGUCACAAGGUCCUGAGUAACGUGAACUUGCCCGCCGAUCUGGACCUGGUGACCAACGCCGAGUGGGUGAGCGCCAAAGAACGGCAGCAGAUGCGGCUCAUCGUGGACGUGCUCAGCCGCCUGCCCCACCACUCUUCGGCCGUCAUCACCGCCGCCGCCACUCUGCUCACCGAACUCUUCAGCAAUAAGGGGUCCGGGACCCUGUUCAAGAACGCCGAGCGGAUGCUGCGAGUGCGCAGCCUGGACAGCCUGGACCAAGGCCGCCUAGUGAACCUGGUCAACGCCAGCUUCGGCAAGAAGCUCCGGGACGACUACUUGGCCUCGCUGCGCCCACGGCUGCACUCUGUCUACGUCUCUGAGGGGUACAAUGCCGCCGCCAUUCUGACCACGGAGCCCGUACUGGGAGGCACCCAGUAUCUAGACAAGUUUGUGGUGAGCUCCAGCCGCCAGGGCCAAGGCUCCGGCCAGAUGUUGUGGGAGUGCCUGCGGCGGGACCAGCAGAGGCUUUUCUGGCGCUCGCGGGUCACCAACCCCAUCAAUCCCUGGUACUUCAAACACAGCGAUGGCAGCUUCUCCAACAAGCAGUGGAUCUUCUUCUGGUUUGGCCUGGCUGAUAUCCGGGACUCUUAUGAGCUGGUCAACCAUGCCAAGGGGCUGCCGGACUCCUUCUGCAAGCCAGCUUCUGACCCAGGCAGCUGACCCUCACCACCGGCCCUGCAGGCCCUGGGAAAGCCAGGGUGGACCGAAAGUCAUGCCUGCCGGAGGUGACCCCAGGCAGCCACAGGCUGGACCAUGCUUGAUGGCUGAAUGAUCUGCAGAGGAGGCAGCACCUACUCUACUCUGCCCAGAGGGGGGUGCCCACGUAGGGCAAGCACAGGAAGGAGAAGGGCCUGCCCCAGACACCCCACUUGCUCCAAAGCCACGACUAGAAAGAUGGCUUCAAUUUUCAGUCUGCAGACUUGGGGGAGGAGGGCUUGCCUUUGAGGGCUCUACUCAGGGCUGACCUUAAGGGUGAACCAGUUCCUGUGGCCUCUGUGCUAUUCUGAGGCUCCUUUGCCCAAAAUCUCACCCCUGUCUGCCCAAUAUACCACCAGUCAUUUUAAUUCCUUUGGGUCUUGCAACUUUUCAGGAGGCCUUGAUUAAAAUGCAAAUACUUGUCUGAGA
Molecule: messenger RNA, 2159 nt
Organism: Equus quagga
Lineage: Eukaryota; Metazoa; Chordata; Mammalia; Perissodactyla; Equidae
Gene: NAGS
Product: N-acetylglutamate synthase
Exons: 7
Coding region: 105-1694 (529 amino acids)
Biological process (GO): L-arginine biosynthetic process; glutamate metabolic process
Cellular component (GO): mitochondrial matrix
Molecular function (GO): L-glutamate N-acetyltransferase activity, acting on acetyl-CoA as donor; arginine binding
Source: RefSeq, a predicted model, not a curated record